AUGAGAUUAAUUUGGUUAUCAUUGAUCUUUGUUCAAUUGGUUUCAGCCAAUUAUGGAUUUGAAGAAUGGAGUAAUAAUGAUUUAAAACAAUUUUUAAAAGAUUUAAAAAUUAAAGAAGAUCCAAGUUGGGAUAAUUCAAAAUUAAUUGAAAUUGCAAAUAAUGAAGCUAAAAAAUUAGAAAAUGGUUACAACAAGUUAAAAAUUGAAAUUGAUAAACAAUUGAAACCUAAAAAAUCAAAUUUAGAAGAUUAUUUAAAUUUUAGUUAUUUAUUUGGUGGAAACAAAAAGGAUACGAAACAAUCUAUUAAAGAUUGGUUUUUUGAAAGUUGGGAUUUAAAUUCUUUACAAAAAUAUUUAAAACAUAAUGGUAUUACUUAUGAUCCAAAAGCUAACAAAUCGGAUUUAUUAAAAGAAAUUAAAUCAAGUUAUGAUAAAAUUGCUAAAAAGAAUCAUGGUUCAAGUUAUUAUCCUGGAAAUUGGUUAUAUGAUUCUUGGUCAAAUGAUGAUUUAACAAAUUGGUUAAAUCGUUAUGGAAUUGAAUAUAAUAAAAAAUCAACAAAAGAUCAAUUAAUUGAUAAAGUUAAAGAAUUUAAUUAUAAAGCAACUAAUGAUAUAAUUGAUACAAAAGAUGCAUUAUUUGAUUCAUUAGAUUUAUUUGAUAAAUCAAUAUUUGAUAAAACUGGUCAAAUUAAAAAUGAAUUUUUUGAAACUUGGUCAUAUUCUCAAUUAAGAGAAUGGUUAUUUUUACAUGGUUUUAUAAAUGUAAGUCCAGAUGAAUAUGUUGCAGAUUUAGAUAAAGAUGAAUUAAUUAAAAAAGCUCAAGAAUAUAAAAAAUAUUUAUUACAAGACAUUCAAACUUGGUUACAACAUGCUGAAAAGAAACAUCAUCCAUUUUUAUCAAAAGAUGGAGAUUCUUCAACUUCUACUGGUUCAAACAAGAAGAAGGGUGGUGUUUCUAAUUUAAUUAAUGAUACUUUCUUUGUUGGUAUUGAUAAUUGGUCAAAAGAUAAAUUACGUGAAUUUUUAAAUGUUCGUAAAGUUCCAUAUUCCAUAUUUACAACAAGACAACAAUUAGUAGAUUUAGUUAAAGAACAUAAUGCUGAUCCAAUUCAUGUUGAAGCAGAUGCUUAUAUUGUUGAUAAUGAUGUUUCUACUAACUCCAUAAAACAAUGGUUAAUUGAACAAGGUCAAAAUAUUGAAGGAUCAAGACAAGAUUUAAUUACUGCUUUUCAAGAACAAUUUAAAAAAAGUGGAUCAGGAAGUAAUAAUAUUGAAUCACAAAUUAGAUUUUAUGCACCAGAUUUAAAUACUUUUAAACAUUAUUUAAACAAAAAUGUACCAGAAUCUGAAAAUUAUUCUGAAAAUAAAAUUAAACAUGCUUUUAAAUUAGUUGAAGAAUAUUUUAAUAAAGCAAGUGAAACUGCAAGAGAUGAAUUUAAAAAAGAAGAAUAUUCAGUUGAAGAUGCUUUACAAGAAAUUCAAAAAUCAAGUUAUGAAUACGCUGUAGGAUUAUCUGAUGAAAUUGAUGAUCAUGCAAAAAAUUUAGGAAAAUUAAUUGUUGAUGCAAAAUUAGCAAGUUCAAAUUAUGUUAAAUCAUUAACUAGAAAAUUAAUUAAAGAUUGGAAAAAAAUUGAAUCAAGUUUAUUUGGUGGUAAAUCUUCAAAAUCUUGGUUAGAACAAGGUCAAGAAAAACUUUCAAAGGGUGGACAACAAGUUUUAAAAAAUGUUGAUGAUCAUAUCGAGGAGUUAGGUGCACAAUAUGGUUUAUUAGCUCAACAAGCAAAAGAUAUUUAUGAUGAUUAUUUAUCUACUGCAGAUGAUUCAGUUGAUGAUUUAUCAAAACAAGCUGGUAUUAAAUAUGAAGAAGCAGCAAAAGAUGCUAAUGAAAAAUAUACAAAUUUUCAAAAAUUAGUUAAUAAAAAAGCUGAUAAUGUUGCUGAAGCUGCUGGAAAACAAUAUGAAAUUGCAGUUAAAGAUGCUAAUAAGAAAUAUGAAGAAUAUCAAAAAUUAUUCAAUAAAAAAUUAGAUGAGUUAACUAAUGAUGCUGGUAAAUCAUAUGAAUUAGCUGCUGCUGAAGCCAGUAAAAAAUUUGAUGAAUAUUCAAAUUUAGCAAAUGAUGCAGUUGAUGAUGUUAAAAAAGAAGCUGGUAAACAAUAUGAAUUAGCUGCUGCAGAUGCUGAAAAAAAAUAUAAUGAAUAUAAAAAAUUAACUUCAAGAAAAUAUCAAGAUAUUUCAAAACUUGCAAAUAAACAAUAUAAUGAAUAUUCAAAUUCAAUUAAUGAAAAAGCAAAUGAAUUAUCAAAAGAAGCUGCAAAACAAUAUGAAAUUGCAAGAAAAUUAGCUAAUGAAAAAUAUGAUGCUUUUAAUAAAUUAGCUAAUGAAAAAUAUUCAGAAUGGUCAAAAGAUGCAAGUAAUAAAGUUGAUGAAUUAUAUAAAGAAGCUGGAAAACAAUAUGAACUAGCAGCAAAAGAUGCAUCUAAGAAAUAUACUGAAUAUUCAUCAAUUAUUGGAGCAUUAGCAUUAGAAUAUGGAACAAAAGCUAAAAAUAAAUUUAACAAAUAUUCCACAGAUUUAUCAAAUGAAGCUGCAAAACAAUAUGAAAUUGCAUCCGAAGAUGCUGCUAAAAAAUAUGAUGAAUUUUAUAAAUUAGCAGGUAAAAAAUAUGAAGAAUAUUCAGAAGAAGCACUUAAACAAUUAGAUAAAGCUCAAAUUGAAGCUUAUAAACAAUAUGAAAAUGCUGCAAAAGAUGCAAGUAUUAAAUAUGAUGAAUAUAAAAAGUAUGCUGGUGUAAAAGCAGAUGAACUUUUAAAUGAAGCAGGCAAGCAAUAUGAAUAUUGGAAAAAAGAAGCUGGUAAAAAGGCAAAUGAAUAUAGUAAAGAAGCUGGCAAACAAUAUGAAAAUUUAAAAAAAGAUGCUAGUAAAAAAGCUAAUGAAUGGUCAAAAGAAGCAAAUAAAUUAGCAAAAGAAUAUUCCCAAGAUGCUCAAGAAAAAAUUCAAACAACAUCGGAAGAAGUUUGGGAUUCAACUCAUAAAAAUUAUAUUCAUUAUUCUCCAAAAAUUCAAGAUUGGUUUAAAAAUCAAUAUAGAUCAAUAUUAUUUCAUUUAGGUUUAUUUAAUAAUAAAAUUUAUGAUGUUGCAGAACAAGCAAAAGAAGAAAUUCAUGAAAAAUGGGAUUCAAUAAUUAAAACUUAUUCAAAUGCUGAUUUAAAAGCUUAUUUAAGAUCAUUUGGUUAUAAUUAUAAUUGGUUAUCAGGAUUAAAUAGAAAAGAAUUAUUAACUUUAGCAGAAGCUCAAAAUAAAUUAUUUUCUGGUUAUAAAAAUUUAAAAUGGGAUAAAUCUAUUAGUGAUGUUUUAAAAGAUGUUGGUGAAGAUAUUGGUGACAAAUUAGGUAUUAAAAAACAUCCAGUUGGAAUAAUUGAACAUUUGAAAAGUCUUGUUGGAUUAAAUUAUUAA
Lodderomyces pseudojiufengensis is the source of this 3453-nucleotide messenger RNA. RefSeq lists its product as uncharacterized. The record is from RefSeq and is a predicted model, not a curated record. The transcript has a single exon. Bases 1 to 3453 code for a protein of 1150 amino acids. Lineage: Eukaryota; Fungi; Ascomycota; Pichiomycetes; Serinales; Debaryomycetaceae.